GGAAGGAACGGUAGUGGAAGAGUGUCAGAGAGUGAGAUUGGAGUACUCUGCUGUGGAUGAGAAUAACAAGUUACAGAGAGACUGCUGUACUGAAUGAAGAACAGCAUGAACCUCAUAUCGGUUGGAUUUUAUCUUUCACUAUCUUUUUGUUAUGUUUUAUCACAGUCCUCUUUUUUGGACAUUUUAUCAUUCCCAGCAGGUCUCCAGCCCCCCGACCAGCAGAGAAGAUUCAGCCCAUGCUGCUUGCUGAGCCCGCCCCCACCCCCCCUGUUCCCACCUCCCCCAACGCUUUGGCGGCGCCACGGUCAAAACAAUGAAUUAAUGCCAAGAAACGGAUUCCAUAAGGAGACAGAUGUGGAGAAGGGACUUUCCUGUGCCAUCGGCCCCGCCGGCACGCCUGGCCCCCCUGGCACUCAGGGUCCCCCUGGUUUACCAGGCUUGAAGGGGUUAAAGGGAGAGAAGGGAGAAAUUGGAAGACCAGGACAAAAGGGAAGAACAGGUCCGCCUGGUCUCCCAGGGCGACAGGGACCUGCUGGAUGGCCUGGACCCAGCGGGCCCAAAGGUGAGAAGGGGGACUCUGGAUUGAUGGGUCUGCCUGGAGCAAGAGGGCCAUUUGGCCCCAAGGGUUUACCUGGAUACAAAGGGGAAAAGGGUUCCCGUGGAGACCACGGGGAGAGUGGAAUCAAAGGAGACAAGGGUUCGAUGGGAUACCCUGGGAUGCUUGGACAGAAAGGUGAAAUGGGUCCGAAAGGAGAACCGGGCCUCUCAGGAAAUAGAGGCCCGACCGGCCGCCCAGGGAAGAGGGGUAAACAGGGCGGGAAGGGAAAUGCAGGAACCACAGGCCCUCUAGGGCCCGCGGGCCCCCAGGGGUCCCCCGGCCACCCUGGUCCUCCUGGUCUACCAGCCUCAGGGGUUUACAUGGUUGGUCUGAAAGGUGAGAGGGGCCUACCAGGACCCCCUGGGCGAUGUGACUGCAACUCUCUAAGUGUCAAAAGCCCCCCGUUUGACGAGCAUAACUCCAGGAGCAACUAUCCUAAAGUGCCAGCGAUAUUUGUAGUAGACAAUGAAGAAGAAUUAGACCGCCUUAACACUGACAACGCACUCGCCUUUCGGAAAGACCAAAGAUCCCUGUAUUUCAAGGACAUUGACGGGUGGCUGCCAAUUCAGCUCACACCGUUCCAGUCUAUGGAGAACGCUCCGGACGACGAUGGUUACUGUGGUGACGGGAUUGUCCAGAUCACCAACGAGGAGGAGUGUGACGAUCACAACCGCGUCGUCACCGACGGCUGCGUCAAGUGCAAACAUGCGUACUGUGGAGACGGCUAUCGCUGGGAAGGGGUGGAGGAGUGUGACGGAAAAGACUUUGGCUAUCAGACGUGCAAUUCAUAUCUUCCAGGGUCAUACGGGCGCCUUAGAUGUAACGCAUACUGUGUUAUCGACUCUACAAACUGCAAGUACUUCACAUGAGAACCCAGUGGGACGGUACGGUGGGUUCGCCAGGAUCUUGUUUGCUUGAAGCAAAAAAUUAAUAAAAAUAAGAGAGAACAUAAAAAAGAAGAACAACACUGCAAACAAGAGACUUAAUAGGAAGUGGCAACAUACAAAUCCACAACAAAAUGACAAACACACUGUUAACGUAACUCCUCUGCUUUAUCGCUGCUGAGAAGCCACGUAGCUACUGGGGGUGUUGUUGUGGGGUCACCCACUCACCCAGUCACAGGACGAUUGCACUCUGUCUUAAAUAACCCAUGCAGGACUAAAGAUGCACCCUCCCCACCCUGCCUCAUGAGACCAGAGCCUGUCUAGGAUUGGUCAAAUGAAGGACAGCCAGCCAGCCAAUUGGGGGAGCUUCAAGAGACGUGUGGAUGGAGGGGGGGGCGGAUCCACACACACUUGUACCUCGACAUAGCACUGUUAAAAAGGAGACCCUUCGGGAUCGCCCAAGCUUGGGUGCUGGGCACUGAAUGGCGACGCUGCGCAGCACUUGCAUGGGGCUGAGAUUGCUGUAACCAUGGCAACAGCUCUCACUACCUAACGCAUGUAACCAACCACAAUACUUAUUAUCGUCAUGUAACCGCUUUGUACUGUAUACCUUAAGUGUAUAUAUAUAUCUCUGUAAUAAUAUCAACAUCUCUAAAUGUUUGCGUGGAGUUGUCAAAAGGAGGCAUAUGUUAAGAAGCUGAUGUCAGGACAAUAUAGACUGGACAGGACUUUUCUCCGACACGAUGUAGAGAGAGCCUCCUCUUAGUGAGCGGAUAAGACUAGAGAUGGACAGUGGAAAAGUCAGCCUCACUGACAGGCCAGGAGAUUUCACCAUAGGCCUCUCCUCUCCUGGAAACAGAACAGGCCCUCUUCUAGCCUGUGGAUGGUGCUUCACAGAGGCCGUCAGAGUCCAGACAAAGUCACCGUAGCAUUUAGACAUUUUAUGAACUACUCAGGAACCUCCAGGUAAUGUAGCUCUGGUUAGGCAGCAGGUGGUGCAGAUCUGCUCCGUCACUGUAGAUGUCGAGACAGAUUCUGUACUCUGGUGAUGCACAAAAGUUAAAGGAACUCAAAUAAGUGCUUACAUAUGAUGUUGAUGUAGUGCUUUUUGGGCAUGAAGUUUGACUGCAAGUGUUGCAUUGUGAAAUGGUGUAUUACGUGACGGCUGGCGUACUGUUAUUACCGGUUCUUAAGUGUUGCGUUAGCGAAGGAGGAACGGUUUAUAGAUGCUGCUCCAAUGGAAUAAGAAUGUGGAGAAUGUGG
Messenger RNA from Osmerus eperlanus (European smelt), 2745 nucleotides. RefSeq names its product collagen-like tail subunit (single strand of homotrimer) of asymmetric acetylcholinesterase (gene colq). The record is from RefSeq and is a predicted model, not a curated record. Gene Ontology annotation, biological process: extracellular matrix organization. Lineage: Eukaryota; Metazoa; Chordata; Actinopteri; Osmeriformes; Osmeridae. Gene Ontology annotation, molecular function: extracellular matrix structural constituent conferring tensile strength. The transcript has 17 exons. The coding region runs from base 94 to 1467 and encodes 457 amino acids.